This is a messenger RNA of Esox lucius (northern pike), 992 nucleotides long. It is a transcript of the gene faimb, whose product is annotated as Fas apoptotic inhibitory molecule b. The transcript is spliced from 4 exons. Gene Ontology annotation, biological process: canonical NF-kappaB signal transduction; negative regulation of extrinsic apoptotic signaling pathway via death domain receptors; positive regulation of neurogenesis. Bases 173 to 718 code for a protein of 181 amino acids. Lineage: Eukaryota; Metazoa; Chordata; Actinopteri; Esociformes; Esocidae. The record is from RefSeq and is a predicted model, not a curated record.
UGUACUUUGCUGUGUAGGCAGAGUAGACCAGAACAAUUUGAUGGACACGUAGACCAACACUGCUUUAAGACAACCCCAAUAGGAUGACUUUCAAACUACAAACUAGUUUUAAAAUUAGGAUGGUUUCCAGUUAGGUACACAAGCUUCAUGUCCCGCUGGAAAGUGAGUCAAGAUGAUGACUGGAGACGUUGUUGCUAUGUGGGAGGUGGCGUUGAGUGACGGGGUUUACAGAAUUGAGUUUGAACAUGGAACAACGACAGGAAAGAGGGUUGUUUGGAUUAAUGGACAGGAAGUGCUCAGAAGAGAUUGGAUGUUCAAACUGGUUGGAAAGGAGACUUUCACAGUAGGAGGGAUGGAAACAAGAGCAACAGUAAACAUUGAGGCUAUCAGUGGCUUUACUUACGAGUACACCUUGGAGAUUGAUGGCAAAAGUCUCCAGAAAUUCACGGACAAUAGAUCAAAAGCUACUAAGACUUGGGUGUUACAGGUGGAUGGUGUUGACUGCAGGAUUGUCCUUGAGAAGGACACAAUGGAUGUAUGGUGCAAUGGGCAGAAAAUGGAGACAAUGGGAGAGUUUGUGGAUGACGGAACAGAGACACACUUCACAGUGGCAGACCAUGAAUGCUGCAUCAAAGCUUUGAGCAGUGGGAAGAAAAGAGCUGGCAUCGUCCAUUAUUUAAUGGUGGAUGGAGAAGCAGUAUCCAACUGGGAUGAUUGAGGAAGAAACUGGACCACUGAACUUAACAAGUCCGGAAUCUUCUGACAUGUUGGAUAUAUCCUAUGUGUGAAUAUAAUGAGAGGCAGCAUCUGGGCUGAGUGCAUUGAACUGAGAUGUCAAAUUAUGUUUUGGGAUCAACAUUUAUGUGGUGGGUAUUAAUAAGAGCCUUGUUAUCCUAUAACCUUGUUAUCCUUUUGAUAACCAGGUUGUAUAAGUGAAUAAAUCAACAACAAAAUAAUGUAAAUAUGAACUUUUUUAAUUGGUCAAUAAAAUA